GACGGGGAUCUCGGCAGGCGGUGGCCAGACAAUCAGAGCCUUACAUUCGUUAAACAACAUAAUUUUCUCCGUUUUCCCUUGACACAUACUCCGAGUAACUCCCGAAAACAAAAUACAAAAACGUCCGCAGAACCGCCGAUUGAGAAACCCGCAUUACCUGCCAAGGUUUCUUUCAGUGCGUUUCGUCGAGUUGCGGUCGAGCUUUUAAAUUCAGAGGUUACAUUGAAAAUUGCUGUUUUCCAUUUUGUGUUCCUUGCUCGACCACCAACCCAAUCGAAUCUAAUCGGAGCGAGCGUCCAGCCCAGCGCCACUGAGCCAAGUGACCAGAUCUGGUCCGGAUCCUAACCGUGUUCAAAGGCGAUCCGUUUGCUCUCGGUUGUGAUGCAUGCAAAUGCCUAUCUGAGCUGCCGACUCCCCGAUUAGACAUUUUUUUUGUACGUUUGUAAGCUGCCGCCUGUUUUGAGAGCGGCGCCUCGGGGUCAUCAACGCGUGUUGUGCUCUAUACGUAUAUUUUUUAUAACAUCAUUGCUGAGAAGAAGGCUAUCCACUGUUUUCUAUCUGAGGACCUGAACCAAAGGACUCUCCUUCAGACGCAGUACGAUCUCCGACUGCCCGUCGAUAGCGAAGCGCGGCGGGCGAUUCGAGGCCACCAAGCUGAUUAGUGUGAUACAUAUUGUUCAUGUGUGUUUCAUAACCGUUUCAAACGUAUUGGAGACUUGGAGUAAAUAAAUAACAUGUCCGUGAGUCAAGUGACUAUGAUGCGUAAGGGCAACUCCGGUGAGCUGACCCGAAAGAGCAAUACCGUGGUGGUAUCGCUCCCACCCCUGGUAAAGAAAUCCAGCAAGAGUCGCUCGUUUCACUUCCGCUAUCUGGAGCUGUGCCGGGCCAAGAAUCUGACGCCAGUGCCGGAAAUCCGGAGCAAGUCGAAUGCGACCACCACUCUCCUGGAGCUGUGCGGCGACAAGCUGGCGGUCAGCGAUUGGCAGCUCCUGACCGAGGCGCUCCACUAUGACCUGGUGCUCCAGCAGCUGGUGGUGCGACUGCGCCGAACAUAUCCACAAACCAACAUCGAUCCCAUAGACACUGAGAAGCGGGCCCGACUCUUUCGCCAAAGACCGGUGAUCUAUACACGAUUCAUCUUCAACAGCCUGGUUCAGGCGAUUGCCAACUGCGUUUCAAGCAACAAGAAUCUGAGUGUUCUAAAGCUGGAGGGUCUGCCACUGCAGGAUGGCUACAUCGAGACCAUUGCCAAGUCACUGGCCGACAACGAAUGCCUCGAAACAGUGAGUUUUCGCAAGUCCAACAUUGGUGAUAAGGGCUGCGAGGUGGUCUGCAACACAGCCAAGUACCUGAAUCGCAUCGAGGUCUUCGAUCUCUCCGAGUGCGGACUCACAUCCAAGGGCGCCGAGCAUGUGGCCGAUAUGCUCAAGAUGCAAAAGAUCACUCGUUUCUCGGAGGGAUGGGAGAAGUCGCUGCGCUACCGCAGUGUGGAUGUGAACACAAUUGGUGGACUACGCACCGUCCUGCUGGCCGACAACCCGGCAAUCGGCGACGACGGCAUCCGGUGGAUCACCGAGGUCCUGAAGGAGGACGCCUGGAUAAAGAAAAUCGACAUGGAGGGGUGCGGCCUGACGGACAUUGGCGCCAAUCUGAUCCUCGAUUGCCUGGAGCUGAACACAGCCAUCACGGAGUUCAAUGUGCGAAACAACGAGGGCAUAAGCAAGUUCCUGCAGCGCAGCAUUCGCGACCACCUGGGUGGACCGCCCGAGGAGAAACAGGAGCCGGAGUACGACCUGAGUUGCGUCAACGGGCUGCAGAGUCUGCCCAAGAACAAGAAGGUCACCGUGUCCCAGCUGCUGGCCCACACCAAGGCUCUGGAGGAACAGCUCUCCUUCGAGCGGACGCUGCGCAAGAAGGCCGAGAAGCUGAACGAGAAACUCAGCCACCAGCUGAUGCGAUCCGAUUCCAACCACAACGUCCAGGAGAAGGUCGUGCAGGGAGCUUCCCAGACGAACGUUUCCAGGGAGUAUGUGGUGCGCAACGAGGUCAUGCCGGAAGUCGUCAAGGAUUCCCAGAGCUAUCGGCAAGCUCACUUCAACCGGCUGGUCAACAGCGCUGUCACCAGUACAGAGGUCAGUCCCCGCAGCGAGAUAGCCACUUUGCGCAAGGAGCAGCAGCUGCUACAGCAAGCCUCACACAUGCAGAUCAAGCACCCAUCCAUGGAGCAGCAGCUGAGGCAUCUCCGCGAGGUACAAGAGGAGGAGCAGGAGGAGGAUGAAGUGGAGGAGCUGGCGGAGGCCAGCCUUUCGGAGUCGGAACCAAUAAACGAGGAGGAGCAGUAUCAGCAGCAAAAGCAGGUACAACGCAAACAGCUCCAGGUGCGCAAGGUGCGCAGCGAGAUAAAGUAUGUUGAGAACAAUCCCAAGGAGGACAAGAACAAGAACCGGGAGUCAAAGUCGGAUCACGAGUUUGCCAACGAGCGCGAUUUCAAGCUGAAUCCUGCUGUGCAGUUCGAGACAGACAUUGGCGAUAGUUCUAUGAUGAAUCCUGGCCAGCGUUACGAGGUCGAGGGUGACACUAGCUAUGGUUAUAACUACAAUUACGAGCAAGAGCAGCCGGUGAAGCGGGGCUACGAGAAGGGCUAUACGGUGGGCGUGGGCGAUGGCUCCCACCGAAGGCAGAAACCCUCUACCCUGGUCGAGGCUUUGUCACAGAAACGUGGCGGCGGGGGCGCUGGCGAUGGUCAUGUGGCGCAGUUUGUCAGCUGCCUGGAGCGCAAGGCGAACGCUGGCAAACCGGCGAAAAAGCGCCUCAAACCCCGGCCUGAAGACAGUCCCCAGGUGCCACUCAACGAAAUGCAUAUGGAGUCGUACAUGUCCAGCUACGAGGAGAUCUCCUCCACCGAUGCCACGCUGGAGAACUCCGACUUUGAGGCAGAAACCACGGACUCCACGUUGCGGGCCAGUUCCAAGUACUCCUCCAUGCAGGUCUUUGUGCGGCACAAGCACUCCGAAUCCUUGUCGCUGGCGGACGAGUCCGGCGGCGGCGGUGGAGAUGGGGAUGCAGGUGGUGGUGGCGAUGCGCAAGAUGAAGAAGGCAAACUCAUCUCCCCGCGUGAAUUUUACCUGCAGCUCAAGAAGCAGCAGGAGCAGAGCUCCUAGGAGCCAGGACUUUAGGUUUCCCCACUCAAAAUCCCAGCAGCCGUUCGUAGUAGGUGCAGCGACACCUCUGCCGGCUCUUCCGAGGAGCAGUACCACCAUAAACCAGCCAACACGAUUCGAUGGGAUCCCCACUGGGAGCGCUAAAUUUCCAGUCGUACUCCCGGGCAGUACCAGUACAAAAUGGAACCUCCUCCUCUUUGCAAGUGUCCUGCCUUCUGCGAAUACAAGCUGCGCCAAAAAUGUACAAAAAUAUAAAUUGGUCUUACUGAUUGCCAUUAAAGGCUUAGCAUUUGUGUGCUCCCUGCGCGAA
This is a messenger RNA of Drosophila biarmipes, 3471 nucleotides long. RefSeq names its product protein Cep78 homolog. NCBI's taxonomy places the organism in Eukaryota, Metazoa, Arthropoda, Insecta, Diptera, Drosophilidae. The record is from RefSeq and is a predicted model, not a curated record. The coding region runs from base 735 to 3161 and encodes 808 amino acids. The transcript is spliced from 12 exons. Gene Ontology annotation, cellular component: centrosome.